UGAUAACCCGGUUAUCAUGCAGUUAUCGUUUAUCAGCAAUCAGAAUGUUGAGAAAUCUUACUCGCACGUUCUCAUGUCCGCAGUCGAUCAUUGUGAAAUCGUGUUUCGUCCAUUCGGUUCCGCUCCCGUACGCAGCUGCCGACAUCAUGUCAAAAGAACAGGAAAAGCCGCAGGAGAAACCGUCCAAAAUCCAAUUGAAGACACCCAAAGGCACGCGCGACUACGGCCCCGAACACACGGCCAUCCGCAAUGACGUGCUCGGCCGGAUAACCGAAGUGUUCAAACGUCACGGUGCGGUGAACAUCGACACGCCGAUAUUCGAGCUGAAAGACGUGUUGACCGGUAAGUACGGCGAGGACUCCAAGCUGAUUUACGAUCUCGCCGAUCAGGGCGGCGAGUCGCUGUCGCUGCGCUACGAUCUGACCGUACCGUUCGCCCGGUACUUGGCCAUGAACAAGAUCACGAACAUCAAGCGCUAUCAAAUCGCCAAGGUGUACAGGCGGGACAAUCCGUCCGUCGCGAGGGGCCGCUACCGUGAGUUUUACCAGUGCGAUUUCGAUAUCGCCGGCCAAUACGACGACAUGCUGCCGGAGGCCGAGUGCGUGUUCGUGGCCGCAGAAAUAUUGCGGUCGUUGGACGCGGGCAAAUUCAAAGUUAAAGUCAACCACAGGAUGCUGUUGGACGGGCUGUUCGAAUCGUGCGGCGUUCCGAUCGACAAAUUCAGGACGAUUUGUUCGUCGGUCGACAAACUGGACAAAUCGAAAUGGGACGAGGUGAAAAAGGAAAUGACCGACGAAAAAGGGCUGACCGGGGAAGUGGCCGAUAAGAUCGGGACGUACGUGCAGUUGCACGGCACCGACGAGCUGGUCACGACUCUGUUUAAAGACGAAUUGCUCACCACGUCUAAAAUGGCCGUGCAAGGACUCGAGGCGAUGAAAUUGUUUUUCGAGUACAUUAAACUGUUCGGAAUCGAUGACAUCGUGUCUUUCGACAUGAGUUUGGCCAGAGGCUUGGAUUACUAUACGGGGAUUAUUUACGAAGUCGUUUUGUUGGAUCAAGGCGAAUCCGUCGGCAGCGUGGCCGGCGGCGGUCGCUACGACAAUCUCGUCGGCAUGUUCCAUCCGAAAAACAAAACCAUCCCGUGCGUGGGGAUAUCCAUCGGUGUCGAAAGGUUGUUCACCGUCAUCGAGGCCAAACUCGCCAAGCAGAAACAAAAGACGCGCGCCACCGAGAUACAAGUGUUCGUGGCCGCCGCCCAAAAAAACCUGGUCGAACACAGGAUGAUCGUGUGCAAGGACUUGUGGAACGCCGGCAUCAAGGCGGAACACUCUUACAAGAAAAACCCCAAACUGCUGGCUCAACUCCAGCACUGCGAAGAGAACGAGAUCCCGUGGGCGGUCGUGAUCGGCGAAGAGGAAGUGUCCAAAGGCGUAGUCAAAUUGCGGGACGUCGUCACCAGGAAAGAAGAAGAGGUCAAGAGGGAAGAGCUCGUGGAAGAAAUAUUCAAGAGGUUACAAAUUAAAAGCUAACCGCCCGAGUAUAUAUAUUUUUUGAAGUGCGUUUUUCGGUAUUCGGUUAUAUAUAUAUAUAUUUUUUUUUAAUUUUUUUUUUUUAUCAAAGUUUGUUCCUAAAUAACAACCAAAAAUAAGACGUUAUUUUUAAUAAUUCAUCUUGUUUUUUUUCCAUUUCGCCCGUACAUAAUGUAUAAUAAUGUCUGUACAUAAUUAAGUGCCUAUCUCAUCAAAAUUGUAUUACUCGGGCCGCGAGUCGUACAAUAAACGAUGAAAUAAAUAGACACGUUUUUCAAACGCAAUGUAUCGACCGUAUCGUGUAAUACUUCCGAAUAAUGAAAAAUUAUAAUUAUUCUACGGCUGUUUAUAUUAUGUUGUAUUAUUGUAUGUUCUGAACAUUUUCAUUGUGUUUAUUCUCUACAUUCUAAGCGAAGCGUGGAGCGCGUUUGUUUUCCAAUGACGUCGAUUUUUUUUUUGCUACGCUGUACAGAGUGCACAAAGUGUCUCCUGGAAAUCCUGCUCUGGUCGACACGCGACCAAAGGCCUAUUCUGUCGCAUUUUGG
Cinara cedri is the source of this 2074-nucleotide messenger RNA. The record is from the annotation of a GenBank genome assembly. Lineage: Eukaryota; Metazoa; Arthropoda; Insecta; Hemiptera; Aphididae.